This is a messenger RNA of Schizophyllum commune H4-8, 1243 nucleotides long. RefSeq names its product Rcd1-domain-containing protein. Gene Ontology annotation, cellular component: P-body; CCR4-NOT complex; CCR4-NOT core complex. The coding region runs from base 37 to 1041 and encodes 334 amino acids. Lineage: Eukaryota; Fungi; Basidiomycota; Agaricomycetes; Agaricales; Schizophyllaceae. The record is from RefSeq and is a predicted model, not a curated record. The transcript has 6 exons. Gene Ontology annotation, biological process: negative regulation of translation; mRNA catabolic process.
GUCGUGUAUUCCUCGAGCUCAAUCCCAGCCUCGCCUAUGGCGGGACUCCUCUCCCCCAAGCCGGUAUCCUACUAUCAGCAACAGCACUCGCCUUCGUACAAUCCGUACAUCAAUCGGGGCCUGUCCGCGUACUCUGAGACGCCCCCGCUCGCCGGCGGCACGAACCUCCUGCCGCACCAGCAGAUCGGGCAGUACGGCGGCACGACGACGCCCGGGCUGAGUCUGCAGGAUGAUGGGAAGAUUGCGGCGCUUGUGGUGCAGCUGUUGGACCAUAACACGCGCGAGGGUGCGCUGCUGGAGCUGAGCAAGAAACGGGAGCAGUACGAUGAUCUAGCCCUCAUCCUGUGGCACUCGUUUGGUAUAAUGCCGGCACUGCUGCAGGAGAUCAUCGCGGUGUAUCCGCUGCUGACACCCCCGAAUCUGACCGCGCAUGCGUCGAACCGCGUCUGCAACGCUCUCGCUCUCCUCCAAUGCGUGGCUUCACACUCGGAGACGCGUCAGCUGUUCUUGAGCGCCCACAUACCCUUGUUUUUAUACCCUUUCCUGAACACCACCUCCAAAACGCGUCCUUUUGAAUACCUUCGCUUGACCUCUCUGGGCGUUAUCGGCGCUUUGGUAAAACAAAAUGACAAUAACACGGUCAUUCAUUUUCUGCUCUCGACGGAGAUCAUCCCCCUUUGUCUGCGUAUCAUGGAGACCGGAUCCGAACUCUCCAAGACAGUCGCGAUCUUCAUUGUCCAGAAGAUCCUACUCGACGAGACGGGUCUCACGUACAUAUGCCACACAUACGAACGCUUCUACGCCGUCGGCACCGUGCUCAGCAACAUGGUGAACCAGCUUGUCGAGACACAAGCCGUGCGUCUUCUCAAGCACGUCGUGCGGUGCUACCUCCGCCUAUCCGACAACAUUCGUGCGCGCGAGGCGCUUCGGGCCUGCCUUCCAGAGCCGCUGCGCGACAACACGUUCGCGGCGCUGCUGAAGGGCGACAUGGUUACCAAAAGAUGCCUUACGACGCUACUCAACAACUUGAACGAGCCUUAGACGCACAAAAUGGAUUUCAUGGGUUUAUAUCUAUCUCAACAUCGUCGCAAUCGCUGCCUGCUCCUUCUGGACACUGCACUAAAAUGUAUCUCCAGCCCUUGUACUUCUGUACCGUACAUAUCGUCUCCUGUAACUCACUCAACCUUCGGCAUCUAAUAGUACCUAAUGGCGUAUCUAUGUGGACUUUCGGACUGCGUUUCCC